Stegostoma tigrinum is the source of this 5635-nucleotide messenger RNA. RefSeq names its product RUNX family transcription factor 2a (gene runx2a). The transcript is spliced from 6 exons. Gene Ontology annotation, cellular component: nucleus. The record is from RefSeq and is a predicted model, not a curated record. The coding region runs from base 474 to 1871 and encodes 465 amino acids. Lineage: Eukaryota; Metazoa; Chordata; Chondrichthyes; Orectolobiformes; Stegostomatidae. Gene Ontology annotation, biological process: hemopoiesis; regulation of cell differentiation; regulation of transcription by RNA polymerase II. Gene Ontology annotation, molecular function: DNA-binding transcription factor activity, RNA polymerase II-specific; ATP binding; RNA polymerase II cis-regulatory region sequence-specific DNA binding.
AUAUACUUUCAUGUAUAUAUUUGGGACGAGAAUCGGAUUUGGAAAAUACCAGCGAGAUCGUCUCGGCCUCUCGUCUUACAAGGGAAUACAGUGUUUUUUAAAUUCGUGUAUGACUCCUACAGCCACCACGUGCUCUUUGAUGUCUCAUCAUCGCUCACUUUUUUCAUGACCACAAACUUGCUUUAUAAUCCCAACCUCCGUGAAACCACCAGUUGGAAACUGUGGCUUUCCCCCCUCUUGAUCGCCUUGACCACAAGUUGGAUUAGAAAUUUUCUCCCCAAAGACAUACAUUUGGAAUAUAUUAAUAGUUGCAGGAGGAAUAAGUGGCCUUCCUGAAAAAAAACUUCUUUAUUUAAAAGGAGAAAAAACGAAACAAAAUAAAGAAACUGGACUGGAUUGAGUGACAAUAGCUGGCAUUAAUUGGACAGAUUGACUAUUUGUGGCUACUGUAAGCCCCUAAUCAAAGUGUUGUGAUGCGUAUUCCCGUAGAUCCCACUACGAGCCGGCGUUUUACUCCACCGUCCACCACAUUACCAGCAUCGGGAAAGAUGAGCGAUGUGAGCGGGAUGGUCCCUCACCAGGAGCCCGGGCCCGGAGUGGGAACAGCCGGGGCAGCAGCGGCGGCAGCGCUCGGCAGGUCUCUGAUCCGGCCCCAUGAGAACCGAACCAUGGUGGAUAUCAUUGCCGAUCAUCCAGCAGAGCUGGUCCGGACUGACAGCCCUAACUUCCUCUGCUCUGUCCUACCAUCCCACUGGAGGUGUAAUAAAACGCUGCCCGUGGCAUUCAAGGUGGUAGCCUUGGGGGAUGUUCCUGACGGCACUGUGGUCACCGUUAUGGCCGGCAAUGACGAGAAUUAUUCCGCCGAACUCCGCAACGCCUCGGCAGUAAUGAAGAACCAAGUGGCUCGUUUCAAUGACUUGCGCUUCGUGGGCCGAAGUGGAAGGGGUAAAAGUUUUACAUUGACAAUUACGGUAUUCACAAACCCACCUCAAGUGGCCACUUAUCACAGAGCUAUAAAGGUUACAGUGGAUGGUCCUAGAGAACCAAGAAGACAUAGACAGAAGCCUGAAGACCAGACCAAAGUUGGAUUAUUCUCAGAACGUCUCAGUGAAUUGGAACGCCUUCGCCAAACUGCAAUGAGAGUGGGUGCUACAACACAGAGCCCUCGUCCUUCUCUCAAUCCUGCACCAGCUUCUUUCAGUCCUCAGACAACAUCACAGAUUGCAGACCCCAGGCAGGCCCAGUCAUCACCACCGUGGUCAUAUGAUCAGUCCUACCCACCCUAUCUGAGUCAGAUGACUUCACCUUCCAUACAUUCCACAACCCCUCUCUCCUCCGCCCGUGCCACAGGGCUUCCUGCAAUCACUGCUGACGUGCCAAGACGACUUUCAGGUGCUACAGAUCUUGGUCCCUUCUCCGACCCAAGGCAAUUUGGUCUUUCGUCCCUCACAGAGAGUCGUUUCUCAAAUCCUCGAAUGCACUACCCAGCUGCCUUCACCUAUACACCAACUCCAGUUACAACUGGAAUGUCUUUGGGUAUGUCUGCAGCUACACAUUAUCACACCUACUUACCACCGCCCUACCCUGGCUCAUCCCCAAACCAAAGUGGACCCUUCCAGACCAGUAGUGCACCUUAUCUCUACUAUGGCACCUCUUCUGGAUCAUAUCAGUUCUCCAUGGUGGCAGGGGGAGAACGCUCACCCUCCAGAAUGCUGCCACCAUGCACCAGUGCAUCAACUGGUAGUACACUCCUUAAUCCCAACCUGCCCAAUCAAAAUGAUGGCAUUGAUGCUGAUGCUAGCCAUAGUAAUUCUCCCACUGUGUUGACUUCCACUGGGAGAAUUGAUGAGUCUGUCUGGAGACCCUAUUGACUCUGAAUACAUAACAAGUCAUCAUUUAAAUAGUGCCUAUUAUGCAGUUUUAACUGGAAAAACAUCUUAUCAUAAUAAGACUAUUGAGUGAAAGAACUAAUGCAGUAUUUGAGGAUAUUUCUGUACUGUGCAAGAUAUGCACAUCACAUUUUUUUUAUAAGUUCCUGAGUGAAUUUGUUAUCUUGUCCAAAUAUAUGAAGAACUUCAAGCUAUUCAGCAAAACCAUUUUUGUUUUAAAAGAUGUGCUUUCCCAGAACUGAAAGUGUACAAAUUGCAGUAAUUUAUAAACAAUUAUUCAAACAACAUCGAAAACAGCAAGAAAAGUGGCUAAAAACAAGAAGAAUACAAGGACUCUAAGCUUAAGAAGAUGAAAAGUCCUCCAAUAAACGGUUAUCCACUUUACCUUUUUUAAAAAUUGUCUAUGAGGGAACAGAGUUGACCAUUAGAAUAGUUGUAUCAGAAAUGUACAUGUAUGCACUCAGUUGUAACUAUGCAGAGGGGCAGAAUUUUUCUUUAUAGAUUUCCUGACAUAUUGCCUUUAAGUGUUAAUUGAAAUAAAUUGUUUUUGAAGUGCCGUUUAUCCAAGAAUGCCUGUUAAUUGAAUGUUUACUGCAAAUUUCAAAAGGACUGUCUGUUUUUGUAUUCUUUAAAUGCUUUUGUGUAUCUUUCAAACAAAAUUGCUUUCCAGUUUAAAACGAGGUAAAUGUCACCUGGCUUGAAGCAAUCGCACUCAACUUCGAUGUCAUUAAUGUUUCUAUUGAAAAUUGUUUACUCAAUAAUUGAAUGACUUCAUCGUGACCUAGCGACAUUAAAAUAGUAAUAUCUACAGCAGCAUCAUUACAAUUCAGUACUUUCAGCUGUCUAAACCCCUGAAAAAGGUGGCAGUUAUUAAUAUUAACAUUGUUGUGCUCUACUCAAAUGUGCUGCUUUAAUUAUAUGGGAAAAUAUAUAGCUGACCCAGUGAUAUCAAUAAAGGAAGAAAAUGUUCCAUGUUUCAAGCAGAUGUGCUUAAUCAAAAAAAUGCUGUUGUCAUAGAAAGUACUUUGUGUAUUUGAUACUCCAUUAUCUUUAAAGAAGCAAAUUCUGCGGCUACCACUGAGUAGUUAAUGUAGUUUUCCUUCGUAGCAGCAUUAACUAGAUUCACAUAGCAGGAGCUAGUGCGCUUCAGUUGAUUCAUCAUUUUACUGAAGUUUAGUUGACAUCUAUCAGUCUGCUAGGAAACCUGCAGCUGUAUCUGUCUUUAAAAAAAAUUAGAGAAAUAACAUUGCGCAAAAUCAGCCUGCCUUGAAGUACAAAUAAAAUGACAGAGCUAAGUAGUGUUUACUCUUCAUAAUUACUUCCUUGAGAUCCACUCUAAGUAGGUACUAAAGGAAUUGAAGUUCUUUCUUCCUUUAAUAUCAUGUCCAACUCUCAGUCUUGUGAGACCUUGUAUUGGUUCAGUCUUUGUUAGGGCAAAUGGAGAUGUGACAUUCGUAAAGAAUCUGCCAUGUAUCAAAGUAACCAAGAUACUUGAUAUGUUAAUCUUGAAAUCUGAUAAAUACAAUACUUGGGAAGAUCACACUUGGAAAUGUGUAUCUGAGUAUAAUUUAAAAGCACAAAAGUCAUGAGAGAUACGUGAAUGCAAUAUCUAUGUAUCCUAACGUUUCUUUAAAUUUCAAAUGAUUUGUUCUAGCCUAAAACUUAGACUUUACUAUUUUAUGUAUUAAAUAAGUCAAAUAUUUUUCAAUAUUUAGAUAGUACUUUUUUUUACUGCAAAUUUCUCUUGUGUGAAGCAUGCUUCUGUGGACCCAAGGUUCAAUAUGGCCAAUUUACAUUAAAGCUGGACAACUUUAUUGAUAUUAUUUAUUGCAAGUGGUAGCUUGAAGCAAACCACCAGUCUACAUUUAUAUAUCUGUACAGGUAAUGAGUUCAGGAGUUUUCAACAGAACUUGAGAAAGCAGGUGUCAGGUUACACAACUCAAGGUUGAGCUAGACAAGUCUUACUGCCGGUGCAAGCUGUUACCUAUUUAAUAAGAGGUACUUUAUUUGUUUAAUGUAAUUUUUAUUGCUAAGGUUGGGCUUUCAAAGAUUUAAAUAUGUUUUUUUAUAUAAAGUGAUUUUUUAAAAAAAGUACAUUUUGUUAAGAUGUGAUAUUUGUAGGGCUGCAGGCAGCAAUUUUGGAACCAAAUUUAAGAUUUUGUACAGUCAAAAGCACUUCGCAUCACAUCUGGCAUCCACCAAGUUAAUUCCCUAUGGCAAAGGUUUUAAUAAUCACAAUAUAUUUUGGACAUCAAACAAAGUGUAUUCAUCGCUUUCCCACUAGGAACAGGUUUUCUAUUGCAGAUGUAAACAUCCUUUGGGGUUUCCAUAAAGUUAGUUCUCUAUGGAACUGCUAACUCAAACUGUCAUUUGUAGUGCAGUUACAUGAUGCUUUAGACAUUUUACUAAUAAAUCUGGUGUUAGUGGGGGAUGCUCUUCAAUAAACUUUACAGUACAUUGAGAUAUCUUAAUGUACUGGUAGUACAUAAUCUGAGGUAUUAUAUCCUAGCAAAAAAAGGAGUUUAGUUUCCAAUCACUCCAACUGCACUCUAAUCACAACCAACAUUGCCUGUUUAUGUUUGAAAUGUUAAACUUAAGUAUGGCCCACAUUAUUCAUCAAUAAUAUAUUGAUUCCUUCGAUGAUGAGAUGUGAUUCUGCAGAGAUCCUUGGGAUAGCGCUGAAUAUCGGAGUUGUUAUUUUUCCAUUUUCCUUUCUCCAAUUUCACUGAAUUAUUUCACUGAAUAUUGUGCAGGUGUGAACUCUGUCAGAUGCUAAUCAAAAACUCUUAGCAGUGAAAAUCAGAAUUAUAAAGCCAUCUCUCUAAUUUUGUGUUGUUCACGAGAAUCUGUUUUCCUUCAGACCUUGGGUACUAGGAUUUUGCUAAGGAAGCAGAAGCACUGAUUCUAGCUGUAAGUCAAAAUUUUUGCUGAACAUAGCUUAUGUAAAUAAUUGAUUAAUGCAAUUUUGUCAAAAGGAAUACAUGAUACUUCUGAGUUUUUUUUAGCUGACAGUCAUUCUGCUGAUGUAACAUGCCAAUACUAGUGGCAUAUAGGCUUUGUCUGUUUACUGCUAAGAGAAAAUGUUUAUAUUUUCUUCUAGUCACAGUCAUGUUAAAAUGUGCACAUGACUGUUUAGCAUUAUGAAAGUAAUCUCUCAAAAUUGAAGUAGUGGAAAACAUCACCUAAUUCUGUUACAGGAAUUUAUGAAGUACAAUGAAAGGGAUCAGUAAUUUUUCACCAAUAAACAUUGAACAGGAUCUAGGCAAGUCUCAUCCCUCCCUAAUUUGAUACACAUUACCUUCAAUCCUGAAUUCUCUUUACAAACACAAAAAGAAUUCUUUUAUCAUAAUUUCAGCAGUUUACAAUACAGUUCAUAUUUUGUACUCUUUAUUUGUAGUCAUGAAAUGGAAAUCCUAGCUUUCUAACGUAAUUACUGCAUAGAUAGUUGAGCUCCAUGGAAAAAACAUAAAUUUUAAUUAUUCAUUUUUUGUGUAUGCAGAACAGAACAUUCUGCAGUUUUAAUUUCAAGGGUAUACUUACACUUCUGCCUUUUUAUUCUGUGAUUUUUGUGUUUUUUGUAUAAAUACAAGCUUUUUAUUGCUGUUAUUCAAUAAUUGCUUUGCACUGAAUAUACUGUACAAACGCAUUGAGUUUCAGGCCAUUGCCAUCAUUGAUUUAUGAAUCACUUUGCUACGUUUUAAAAGGGAAUAAUGCUAAGAUAAUGAUUUUUGUGUCACUAAAUUGCA